[Torrubiella] hemipterigena is the source of this 2661-nucleotide messenger RNA. The record is from the annotation of a GenBank genome assembly. Lineage: Eukaryota; Fungi; Ascomycota; Sordariomycetes; Hypocreales; Clavicipitaceae.
CUGCGGAGCAAGCUAAUACCGCGCUGGACGUCAAGCAGUUAUGGCUUCCUUUAUAGACGACAAAGCACCUAUCUGUAUCCCUUUCCUGCUCGAUGUGCUUGCAUCGCACAGAGCUACACUCCCAAAUGAUCCUCUGGUAGUCGGGCUUAAUGGCAUUCAAGGCGUUGGUAAAACCACGCUUGUUUCGCUCUUGACCUCCGCCCUGCAAGAGCAAGGGAUCAAUGCGGUUGUCUGCAGCAUAGACGACUUUUACCUCAAGCACGAAGAUCAGCUUGCCCUCGCCGCAGCAAACCCGGAUAAUGCUUUGCUCCAACAGCGAGGCGAACCUGGCACUCAUGAUGUAGAUCUUGCAACAGCAGUCCUGUCAGCGCUUGCAAGCGGUCGCCCAACUACAAUCCCCAAAUACGACAAGGCGGCCUCUUCUGGCCAAGGUGAUCGGCUACCACCCUCGACAUGGACUCCCGUAAACCAGCCGGGUUGCCAACCCAUUGAUGUCAUUAUUCUGGAGGGUUGGUGUGUCGGCUUUCGCUCCAUUGAACCCUCUGAAGUAGAGGCCAAGCAAAAGGCACCAAGCCGAACACUACAAUCUCAUCCUCUUGCCCACCUUAAACUUGUUAACGAGAAGCUUGCCGCAUAUAAACCAUUGACAGACCUGUUUGCCGCCUUCAUACAGAUAGACUCGGAGGAUACGCAAUACGUUUAUAAUUGGCGCUGGGAGCAAGAGGAGAACAUGCGCCGCGAUCGUGGCGACCCCUCCAUUGGUAUGAAUCAUGAGCAGGUCAUCGCCUUUGUGGAUGGCUAUUACCCUGCCUACGAACUAUACACAGGUGGCAUACGCCAGAGGCUAUUUCCUGACCAGCCCAACCGCCAGCUGCGGCUCAUUGUAGGCCGAGACCGUAGAGUAAAGGAGGUUAUUAAAAUGUAAAUUAUAUUUGGUUAUGUUCUAGCAACACAUCCCACCAGAUCUUGGUUCGAACUUGCCCCGCGCCAAAUAAGAUAAAGCAACGAAAGAGACGAUGCAAUUAGGAAUGGUACAGAUUAUCAUAGCUUCAUUAGUCAUUAUUACAUCACUCACUCAACAAGAAUGAGUUCUCUAGCGAAGUGCUCGCUCUCCAACAACCCGACGGCCAUUCUCCUUCAUUGUCUGUAACUUUCGGUCGAUCUUAUCGCUUCGAAUUCGAACUGCAGCUUCGCGCUGUGCCGCUUCAUUUUCAAACUCUUGGAUCAUCUGGCGUUUGUUUCGUCUAGCUUGACGCAUCUUCUUCAUAAUAUCAGCAAAGCGAUCAGCGAACCAAUCACCCGCACAUUCCCAUUCGUCCAAGGUCAUAUUUCCGAAAAACGUUCGCUGCUCUGAAUGUCCGUGAUGCUCCAGCUGGGCGAGCCGGCUUUCAAUGUUGCCACCAGACGUCCCAGAGAGUGUCUGCGCGUUUGCUACGCUGGGAUCGAAAUCAAAAGGCUCGUUCUGGAGUUCGCCAAAACUCAUGCUGCUCAAGAUUCUAUCGUCGUAAUCGGUGCUUGGUCGUCGGCGUUUUCGUUCCAAUGGUGCUGGGGGUACACGUCUAACGGGAGAUGCGGAUAUGGGGUGCUGUGGUUGGCGCUUCGGGCUUCGUGUGGUUCGACCUCGUGGUGUAGCUUGCAAAUCUUCCUCAUCGUAGUUGCUAGAAACGACCGAUUCCACCUCGACCGUUGCCUCAACCUCAAUAGGUUUCACUGCUCUCUGAGGUUCCCAGCUGGAGAAUCGCCUCUGUCGGACAUCUCGAUCCUCGCUCUCCUGCCUAUACUGUUUGUGGACCUUAACCUCUCUCAUUGGCAAAGACUGUUGCAGAGAUGCUUGCUUAUGGUGACGAUGGUGACGUUGUGGUGAUUCUAAUCCGCGGUUCUUAACUGCGGAUCCAGAAAAUCCAUCCUUCAUAUCGUGGGGAUAUCGCUGUGUUGGUUGGGUAACCACUGACAUGAACAAAUCUUCCCCAAGCUGGAACGAUGGGCCGACGCUUCUCGCCAGUUUCUCAGGAUACUGUCUUGCCCGUGUUUGGUGUCCCCGUGGUGUUUUGCUGCGUUCCUCGUAUUGGGGCUGUUCGUAGCCAUCUUCCGGUUCAUUAAGCGGUGUUGAGAUGCCCGAAUGCAUGAAGCUGUCACCAAGCUCCGAGCCAGACAGCAGUUGCUCUAGGCGAUCCACAGGCAACGAUUUGCUGAACAUGGCUGGCGGCGGCGGUUGCAUGCUACGGCCGGUGUCAUCGAAAUUCACCCGCAUAGUAUCGUUAUCAUCGAAUAUGGGGUCUACCGGUCGUCGCGCUGGCUGAGGUACGGGCAACUUCGCAGCAUCUGCCAUGUUCCGCUUCGUUGGUGUCGUUGAUGUGCUUCCAAUGCCGUCAUAAUCAGAUUCUUGGACAUCUUCUUGCAUUCGAAUCGGGCCAAGCGGCUUCUUAUUCUCCGCAAAGGCUUUAAGCCGAUUGCCCCUGUCCCGAAGAUUGGCAAGCGGCAUUGCGAAUGGAAUCUAUGCGUUUGCUUGGGACGAGUCCAUAGAGUUUGGGUUUUGUCGGCGUUGGAUGCUAAAGGUGAUAAAGAUUGGCGAUGAAGUAGAAGAUAGCGGUAUGAGCUCGUCGCUCUCCACUAUAUUUUUUUGUUCUUUGUUUAUCUCCUUCUGUCUCCUUUUGAUACGGC